Messenger RNA from Mesorhabditis spiculigera, 807 nucleotides. The record is from the annotation of a GenBank genome assembly. Lineage: Eukaryota; Metazoa; Nematoda; Chromadorea; Rhabditida; Rhabditidae.
AUGGGCGAGAAUCAGCCGCACCUUGACCGCGCUGCCCUCACGCAGCUACCACCGGAGAAGCUUGUCGAAAAAGUGCUACAAUAUCAGAUCCUUUUGCAAGAGCUGAACGAGGAUUACGAUGACCUGAAGCGAUCUACUGAGGAGAUGGAAACGCUGCAAGAGCAAGAAAUCGAAGCUUUACGCAAAGAAAACUCGGAUCUGAGGCGGGAUCAUCAGGCGUUGAAGGAAAAUCACGAGGCGAUGAAGGAGAGGUACACGGCCGAGCGCACUGAGCUGCUGAAAAAUGAUGAGAAGCAGAAGGCACAGUUGGCGCAGUUCACCGCGGACAGUGUGAAGAAUCGUAAGCGCAUCAUGAUUCUCGAAUCUGAAAAGGACUCUGCCCUUGAAGCCGUCAGGGUUCGAGAAGCCACUAUUAUGUUAACGGAUCAGAAGCUUGACGACGCGCUUGAGAGGAUGGCAGUGCUCGAGACUUGCUUGGCUCAAAAGUCAUCGUCCAUGGAGGAAUUGAACAGCGUUAAAUCGUCGACUCGUCCGCUAGCCACUGUCGAACCACUCAAAGCGCAGCCACUGCUCGACGACCACGACAUGGAGGUGAAUGAAGCUGAAAUGAACGAAAAUCAGUCUCCGCAAAGACUCGCAGCUGGCGCGGACGCAGAUGACAGCAAGAAACCACCGGCGCCGACCACCCCGAUGACCGGUAUCCACACAACUGUCAACCGGGCUGUCCGAAGCUUGCUCAAUAAGUUGGACCGACUCGAGAACCUGCUGAUGACGGCCAGGUCGACGACGCCAUCCCAGACCAGCGUC